Messenger RNA from Dicentrarchus labrax (European seabass), 1718 nucleotides. It is a transcript of the gene laptm4a, whose product is annotated as lysosomal protein transmembrane 4 alpha. NCBI's taxonomy places the organism in Eukaryota, Metazoa, Chordata, Actinopteri, Moronidae. Gene Ontology annotation, cellular component: lysosomal membrane. The transcript has 7 exons. The coding region runs from base 109 to 828 and encodes 239 amino acids. The record is from RefSeq and is a predicted model, not a curated record.
CGUCGCGCAGGUCGUCGGGGAAGGUGGUGGGCGUUCCUCCGUGUGUCCGUCCCGCUGCUGACUGUUGAUGCCGAGAAGAUUUAGUCUCCUCCACGAACAGCUCUCCCGAUGUUUCUUCCUACGCUUGUGGAGGACAUGCAUCAUUUUAAGCCUAGUCGAGACAGACUGUACACCACCAGGUGUUGUGGAUGUUGCCACGUCCGGACGGGGACGAUCAUCCUGGGAACCUGGUACAUGGUCGUCAACCUGUUGAUGGGCAUCCUGCUGACUGUAGCUGUGACCCACCCAGAGAACGUGCCAACCAUUGACUUGCAGUAUGAGGUCAUCGACCAUUACUUUGCCUCUGACAGGAUGUCUGAGAAUGCCUGUGUUGGAUUUGCCAUCUCUCUGCUGAUGCUCACUAUCAGUGCCAUGAUGGUGUAUGGAGCCAUUACUCAUCGCGACGGCUGGCUCAUCCCGUUUUUCUGCUACCAGCUGUUUGACUUCGCUCUGAGCUGCCUGGUGGCCAUCAGUUCCCUCACCUACCUGCCCAGGAUCAAGGACUACCUGGACCAGCUGCCGGAUUUCCCGUACAAGGACAACCUCCUCUCUCUGGACUCCAGCUGCCUGCUGCUGUUUGUGCUGGUCUUCUUUGCCUUCCUCAUCAUCCUCAAGGCUUACUUGAUCAACUGUGUGUGGAACUGCUACAAGUACAUCAACAACAGGAACAUGCCAGAGAUUGCUGUCUACCCCGCCUUUGAGACCCCUCCCCAGUACAUCCUGCCCACCUACGAGAUGGCAAUGAAGAUGCCAGAGAAGGAGCCGCCUCCCCCUUACAUGCCCGCUUAAGCACCAGCACUGUUGCCAAAACACUCGCACAUACACACGCACACCCACACCACCAUAUGCAUUCCUACCUUCCCUCACUAACCCUUUCUGAACACCCAUUACGGCCUCACCCUCUCCCUCUGACCCACUGUGUAUGUGUAAGGCCACUGAAAAAUGUUUUGUUCGACCCUUCCCCCUCUCUGUAUUUCUGUAUCGAGCAUCCUGGUGGUGUGAGAGGAAGAAAGGUGGGAAAGACUGAAAUCUGAAUGAAUGUGAUGUUUGAAAAGCUACCAGCCCCCUCCUCCCCUCCCCACUCCCACUCUGGCCUUUUUUUUAUGUCUUAGUAAAAGGGAUACGUGAAAAAAUUGCUUGAAAUGCUAUCAUCAAUCCAGCACCAUCCUAUCUAUAGAUUGAUAUAUGAAGUGUAAAAAAAAAAAAAAAAAUCUAUUAUGACAAUCCACUUAUUAUAGCUCUUAUUGUUGAAUUGUGUUACUUCCCCCUCCACCCCCACCCCCACCCAUACUUAUUAAGAUCUAGACUAUUCCAGCUCAGCCUUGAAUGGACUCUGUAGCACUUUUUUUGUCUGUUAUUUAUUUAGCUUUGCUGUGGUUCAGUUCACCACCAUCCCUGAUGUUUUCAUCACCCUCUGCCGCCCUGAUGUGUCAGCAGAGCUACUGAAUAGUUUUCCAGCUGCAGACUGCAGAGAGACAGCAGAGGGCCACUGGUGAUGGAUCAUUUUUUCCCUGCUUCUUUCUCACCAGACAUCUGGAGCAAACAGCUAGUCUUGUGAACAUUAGUAGUUGCAUGCUUAUCAACAACCCCACCCCCCCGAACCCCUCACGCCACCAUUACUUUUCUGGUAAUAUGAUUUUAGUGGAAAAACAUUGAACUUCAAUAAAACUUUCAGAACA